AUGGCGGUUCCCGGAGGGGAGGGAGAGGAGCGGGGGCGGCCGGUGGUUCUGGUGACAGGUUGCUCGGAGGGGGGCAUCGGGCACGCGAUGGCGCGCGCGUUCGCGGCGGAGGGGUGCGCGGUCGUGGCCACGGCGCGGUCGCGCGCGUCCAUGCGCGGGCUCGAGGGCGACCCGCGGUACCUUCUUCUGGAGCUCGACGUGCGCUCCGACGAGAGCGUGCGCCGCGCCGUGGAGGACGCCCUGCGGGAGCUAGGCCGCGUCGACGUGCUCGUCAACAACGCGGGGAUCCACCUCGUCGCGCCGGUCGCCGAGGUGCCCAUGGAGUCGUUCCACCAGGUUUUCGACACCAAUGUCUAUGGUGGAACAAUGAGGAUGAUUCAAGCAGUUAUUCCCCAUAUGAUGGAAAGAAAAGAAGGUACAAUUGUGAAUGUUGGAAGCAUUACAGCCUUGGCUCCAGGACCAUGGGCUGGUGCGUAUUCGGCAUCAAAAGCUGCUCUUCAUGCAUUGAGCGAUACAUUAAGGGUGGAACUAAGAAAUUUUGGCAUAAAUGUCAUGAUAGUUGCCCCAGGAGGCACAAAGUCAAAUAUAGGAAGCAAUUCUGCGGACAAAUAUGAUCAAAUAAACGACUGGAAGUACUACAAAAAAUACGAGAAAUCACUUCGAGCCAGGACGGAUAUAUCCCAGGGUGCCGGGUGUGUUGCAGCAGAAGACCUUGCAAAGAGAGUUGUCAAAUUGGUUCUUAAGAAGAAUCCUCCCGCUUGGUUCGCUUAUGGCCAAUUCACUGCUAUUCUGACGAUCCUGUAUUAUGCCCCAUUGUGGUUCAGAGAUUACUUCUACAGGCUGGUCAUGAAAAUGUAA
Messenger RNA from Triticum turgidum subsp. durum (durum wheat), 858 nucleotides. The record is from the annotation of a GenBank genome assembly. NCBI's taxonomy places the organism in Eukaryota, Viridiplantae, Streptophyta, Magnoliopsida, Poales, Poaceae.